CGCCCAGGCCCAGUUCCGUUCCAGUCCAAUUCCAGUUGAUCGACGGGUCGAUUGCGCCAUUCGUUUUCUUAAUUGAUCGUAAUAUUUUUAGAACGUAAGGUGUCGAGCAGGUGUUUUUUCUUAUUAUUAUUCCUAAUAAUAGACACAUAUUCCAAGAAAAAUGGCGGAACCCAUAAAUGUCGUGGUUACUGGUGCUGCUGGACAGAUUGCCUAUUCGUUGCUGUAUCAGCUUGCAGCUGGUACAGUGUUUGGUCCACAACAACCUAUUAAUCUCCGAUUAUUAGAUAUCCCACCUAUGAUGAAGGUGCUGGAUGGUGUGGUUAUGGAAUUGGAGGAUUUAGCACUUCCUCUGUUACGAGAGAUACUGCCAACGGCCGAACCAGUCAAGGCCUUUAAUGACGUAUCGGCUGCUUUCUUGGUAGGCGCAAUGCCGAGAAAAGAAGGGAUGGAACGUAAAGACCUCUUGGCAGCAAAUGUUGAAAUUUUCAAGGUGCAAGGCGAAGCGUUAGACAAAUAUGCUCGUAAGGAUGUCAAAGUGUUAGUCGUGGGUAAUCCCGCCAACACUAAUGCACUCAUCUGUUCGCAUUAUGCACCAUCGAUACCGAAAGAGAACUUCACCGCGAUGACUAGACUGGAUCAGAACAGAGCACAGGCAGCAUUAGCCGCACGAUUGAACGUGCAGGUUGAUAAGGUGAGGAACGUCAUUAUCUGGGGCAAUCACAGUUCCACGCAGUAUCCUGAUGCAGCGCAUGCCACCCUGACUCUCCAGUCUGGCGUGAAGGCAGUGCCAAACGAGAUCAACGAUAACGAAUGGCUGAACAAGACUUUCGUAGAAACGAUACAGAAACGCGGUGCCGCGGUAAUAGCAGCGAGGAAAAUGUCCUCUGCCAUGUCCGCCGCUAAAGCCGCUGGAGAUCACAUGAGGGAUUGGUGGUCCGGUACCAAGCCUGGACAGUGGGUCAGCAUGGGUGUUGUAUCCGAUGGGAGUUACGGGAUCCCGAAAGAUAUCGUCUUCUCCUUCCCUGUUGUUAUUAAGAAUAAACAGUAUGAAAUUGUGCAAAAUCUUCCAAUCAGCGAAUUCGCCCGAUCCAAGCUGGACAUUACAUCGAAAGAAUUGGAGGAAGAGCGCGCGGAGGCAAACAACGUGCUGAAAAAGUGACUAGUAGCACGGAUGCCAGACAGUAAAAUGCAGAAAGAAUUUGUGUCAGCGAAAUUGUAAAAACUGUUAUCGAUAAUAUGCUACACAAGGAGUAGUGUAUGUAUAUAUAUAUAAAAGUGUAUCUCGAAUUAUUUCGAGUAUAGGAACGAUAUGGUAAAAUUCAGUUAGGGAGACGCGUACGAUUUUCUAUUUUGAGCAUGGUUUCACGACUCGUCAUUAAGUGAUCUACGAAUUUUAGCCAUGACUGCCGCUCACGAUAAUCGUACUCUUUGCGCAAACAAUCAUUCAUCAAACGCAUUUUGCUGAAAUGUUUCUAUACUCGAAUUACAGGAUACUGUGCAAUUUAAUAUGAACAGUAAAGCAGUUAGAGUAGAGAUGGUAAGUGGACCUAUCAUAAUAAUACAUAAUAGGUGAAAUGCAAAUGUUACGUAAUGUAAUGCGUAAUAUAUAUAUCAUAUGCAAAUUAUUAAUAUGUAUAUAACGCAUAUGUAUAAACUCUAUAAGACUUGUACCAAGGUGUACGUUGGAGAAGGUAUACAUAUACAUAUAUAUGUGUAUAUAUAUAUAGUAUAUAUAUAUAAAAUACUUUGCAGAGAAA
Ooceraea biroi (clonal raider ant) is the source of this 1757-nucleotide messenger RNA. It is a transcript of the gene Mdh1, whose product is annotated as malate dehydrogenase 1. Gene Ontology annotation, molecular function: L-malate dehydrogenase (NAD+) activity. Lineage: Eukaryota; Metazoa; Arthropoda; Insecta; Hymenoptera; Formicidae. Gene Ontology annotation, biological process: malate metabolic process. The record is from RefSeq and is a predicted model, not a curated record.